UCAAAAGAUGAGGAAUUGGGGAAGUUUUGCGAUUCAUACACUUUAGAGUAUGUGUGCUCGAUAAAUGGGGCCUGGAGAAUCUCUGUUGUACGACUUUGCACUGGGUAGAGAUGGCCAUAGUUUUUCACUAGCAGUCCAUCCUGAAAGUUUUGUGACGGACUACAUGUGAAGUAGUACUCAAGCAAAACGAGUGACUUUGUGUUGUUAUUUUUAGCUAUGGAGGCACGCGCUCAACAACGCUUGGAACGAAAGAAAGCUUUAGAUGAAAAGAAGAGGAAAGCUGAGGAAGAAAAGUUGGAAUUCCUCAAGAAGGAGCAGGAACGUAAAGAAACAGAACUGUUGGCGGAAAAACAAGAAGUGCUGCGUAAGAGAAAAGAAGAGAAACGCGCGGCUAGAGAGCGAGAGCUCGAGAAACAGCGUCAUUUAGAACACAAUCGCCAGCAGGUCGCCAUGGCAACCCAACACUACGCAUGCACCCUUCUCAAAAAGUUUGGUAUGUUGCCAUGGAGACGUGUAGUGGAGACGACGCGGGAGAACAUGUCACGUGCUGCGUUACAUCAUAACAGAGUGUUACUAAAAUGCUGUUUCCAUCCUUGGUUGGAGUUUACUAGAAGAGUAAAUGAAGAGAGACUGGAGGCAGCAGAAGCAUUGUGUAAAAAUAUUUUAUUACGUAGAACUUGGAGACAGUGGAGAAAGUAUGGCCAGCAUGCUGUCAGACUUCAGAUGGUAGCGGAAGACUACUGUUCGUCUUACCUGGUGAAAAAGUACUUCAGAUACUGGCAGGAUUAUGUUACCGAACAACAGAUCAUGUUAUGGGAGAAAGAAAGAAUAGCUGAGGAACACAAUGAAUGGCGAUUGAAGAAGUUAGCAAUGAUCUACUGGAGGAAGUACAUACCCAUGAUGAGAUCAGAACGAGAAAAAGACAUCAGGAGAGCGGAAAUGAGGAAAAGAGUUCACUCAUGGCUACCUGAUUUUCAAACUCUAACUGAAACAUCGCCAUGA
Messenger RNA from Orbicella faveolata, 1002 nucleotides. Its product is annotated as coiled-coil domain-containing protein 191-like. The record is from RefSeq and is a predicted model, not a curated record. Lineage: Eukaryota; Metazoa; Cnidaria; Anthozoa; Scleractinia; Merulinidae.